Molecule: messenger RNA, 3038 nt
Organism: Xenopus laevis (African clawed frog)
Lineage: Eukaryota; Metazoa; Chordata; Amphibia; Anura; Pipidae
Gene: rbfox3.S
Product: RNA binding protein fox-1 homolog 3
Exons: 22
Coding region: 1414-2424 (336 amino acids)
Biological process (GO): regulation of alternative mRNA splicing, via spliceosome; regulation of RNA splicing; nervous system development
Cellular component (GO): cytoplasm; nucleus
Molecular function (GO): mRNA binding; nucleic acid binding; RNA binding
Source: RefSeq, a predicted model, not a curated record
CAGUAGUUGUCAGUACCCAGGUACAGGUAAAAUGAGUGUUUUUUUAGGAAAAGAGGCUGUUCAGAAAUCAGUAACUUAGGGAAUUACUGAAAAGACCGGAAAACUUGAUAAGAAGAAGUAAUUUCCCUAAAUGUUCGCACAGUUCCCCCCGGCGGCUUCCAGUGCUGGGGAACGUGGGCGGAGCUGUCCUCCUGGAUGAGCAGAGCCCGUGCAGCGACUCGCGGGGAAGCACAACCAUCGCUCUGCCCUUUACCGAUCGUUCCUGUCACCCGCGGCUCCCCCCACGGUUUCUCUCACCUUCGCCGCCCCCAUCCCAGCUCCCCCCCCUCCUCGAUUUUUCGCUGCUCCGGUUCCUCCCUCCUAUUCCCUAAACACCGUUUCGUUCCCUCCCCCGCUCCCACCAGCUCUCGCUCUGCCUCCUGCCCCGGCGGACUGUACCCGAACAUCCACAGCAUGGAGCGGAACACGAGCCCAAUCCGGCCUGUGAAAUUCUAUCAAUUCGCUACCUCCGCCACAAUCGAGAGCGCACAAUAAUUGGUCGGAAUUUCCUGCUCGGGGCUGAUCAUCAUCUGCUAAGCACUCUUGUUGUUUCUCGGUUGAAGGCAGAUAAACAGAUUAUUCCAUCUCUUCUAGCCCAGAACUUCUUCGGGGGUGGAGAGUGAAAGAAGAGUCUACAGCUCAAGGCCUGGAGAGUGAAACUUAUAACAUAGAAUGACGAGUGUUAAAUUGCUUUUGCAAGCUUUACCAAUGAGGACUUGAGCUGGAACACUGUAUUGAAGAGCAGGGUUCAUUUUUCAGCUGGUUCAAGAACUGAAUGUUGAAGUGUGUCCAGUUCAGUAUCUCUUACAACAAUCUCUAACAACUCAUCAUUCAAAAUGAAGAGAUCAACCUGCACCAUCUAAAGAUCUGACCCAUGAAACAAUAUAGUAAAAGCCAGCUGAUUAAUGGAACUGGUGGUCAACUGAUACUUUGUAUUAAGAGUUGGAACCAGCUCCGCAUUCCAGAUCGAGGUUUGGAACGUAGGUGAUGCUGGACUUUUGAAGGACAUAUUAAAUAACCUCCAGAAUCCAGCUUGCAAACCAGGAUCAGACUUGCUAAAGGGACACAAGACUCGUAGCUUGCAAAGCCUCGGGACUUGAUCAGAGCCUCUCUGCUGUCCAAGCACAUCUGUGGGGCUUUGCUGCUGCAGUUAUAGUGGGGAGUCUUGCUGAAGUAUUUUGCCAGAAAACUCCCCUUUACCGAAGUACCAAUCCUGUUACAUGAAUGGACCCUAUGUUUUUUGGUGAACAGUGCAUUUGAGGAUAUUUAUUGCCUACACUGGAUCCUUGAUAUAAGCACAACUUGGGACAUUUUGGAAUAUUUUUACUGGACUCAAACUGGGGUAACCAGGACACCUCCGCUCCUCCAGAAGCAAUGGCACAACCAUAUUCCACCACACAGUAUCCACAACCCCCACAGAACGGUCUUCCAGCAGAAUAUGCCACCCAGCACCCUCUUCCCACACCGGAUUACUCCGGCCAGACUACAGUAUCAGAGCAUGCACUGACCCUGUAUACAGCAGGACAUAGUCAUGGAGAACCUCAAGGGAAUGAAGUCUGCACACAGUCUGUGACAGGGACACAAACACUUACGACAGAUGACGUAUCACAGACAGACAGCAGUCAGCAGCUACAAUGUCCAGAGACCACAGAGAAGCAACAACCCAAGAGAUUACAUGUGUCUAAUAUUCCUUUCCGCUUUCGAGAUCCUGACCUCCGGCAGAUGUUUGGACAAUUCGGAAAGAUUUUAGACGUGGAAAUCAUUUUUAACGAGCGAGGCUCCAAGGGCUUUGGGUUUGUAACUUUUGAAACUAGUAUGGAUGCAGAUCACGCACGGGAGAAACUGAACGGGACAAUCGUUGAGGGAAGAAAAAUAGAGGUAAAUAAUGCUACUGCUCGGGUUAUGACAAACAAGAAACCGGUGAACCCUUACACAAAUGGCUGGAAGUUAAACCCAGUGGUUGGAGCAGUAUAUGGACCUGAGUUCUAUGCCGUAACUGGCUUCCCAUACCCUCCUGCAGGAGCAACAAUUGCAUACCGAGGGGCACAAUUACGGGGAAGGGGACGAGCGGUGUACAACACGUUCCGUGCUGCCCCUCCUCCCCCACCUAUUCCUACUUAUGGGGCAGUUGUUUACCAAGAUGGCUUCUACGGAGCAGAAAUCUACGGGGGAUACGCAGCCUACAGAUAUGCCCAACCAGCAGCAGCUGCGACCUAUAGUGACAGUUAUGGCAGAGUGUAUGCAGCAGCAGAUCCAUAUCACCACACCAUUGGCCCUGCAGCUACAUACAGCAUAGGAACGAUGGCCAACACUGUGCCUGUCAAUGAAGAUGCAAAAGCGAGUGGAUUCAGCAGAUCAGCUAUUUCUCUCUGGUCUGAGACUUAGUGAGAAAAUCAUCGGAUCAUCCUCAUAUCACACAUUGCUCAACUAUACAAUGGACUUCAGUAAAGAAAACAAAGAACAAGUAAAGAGGCAUUUAUCAACCUGUUCACACCUCACCUUCCUUCGCACCUGCUCAGAUAUGUUAAUCUUUUCCCUGAGGAGAGGGAAAUGGACACUGAACAAGCUGAUAAAACAAACAAAGAAAAAAAAGGUUGGCAGCUUUGUUGCAGCAUUGACUCCACAGCUCCCAACAUUCCACAGAUCCUGCUUCCCAACUCUGCUAAAUGAGCUUCCAUCUUCCCUGCUGUUAUGGAGUGAUUCUCAUUACAGGCACAGGCAGCAGAGAAGGGUAUGAAGGAUGCACGUUGCAGGUCACGGCUCUGCUGCCUGUAACAAACGUCACUAUGCACCCAACCUUUUAUAAGUCUAUCCCCAAGUACCCAACUCUCGGAAGGAGGCGACUGAACUCUCCAGAUCCCGAUAGUUUGUGGCAGCUCUCUGCUCCAGCUGCCUGGGUGUGUGGUUAAGUCUCUGUUCAGUAGAAGGUGCAAUGUCUUUUACUUCAAGAGGAGUCGCCAGUGGAAGCGUUUAUCUGCUUAGUGCAGCUUUUGUGGUUU